Oncorhynchus gorbuscha (pink salmon) is the source of this 421-nucleotide messenger RNA. RefSeq names its product YY1-associated factor 2-like. Gene Ontology annotation, biological process: positive regulation of DNA-templated transcription. The record is from RefSeq and is a predicted model, not a curated record. The coding region runs from base 110 to 421 and encodes 103 amino acids. The transcript has 3 exons. Gene Ontology annotation, cellular component: nucleus. Gene Ontology annotation, molecular function: DNA binding; transcription coregulator activity. Lineage: Eukaryota; Metazoa; Chordata; Actinopteri; Salmoniformes; Salmonidae.
AGUUUCCACGACAGCUGGGAGCCGUGCGAUACCUCCUCGCGUAUUGCUUUCUUAUAGAAUACGUAGGGACUGUCCUUAUUUCAACAUCCGCAAACAAACUUUUGGCGGCAUGGGAGACAAGAAGAGUCCAACCAGGCCGAAGCGUCAACCAAAGCCUUCGGCGGAAGAGGGAAAUUGGGACUGUAGCGUUUGCACAUACAAGAACACCGCGGAGGCUUUCAAGUGCAUGAUGUGCGAUGUAAGGAAAGGGACGUCAACACGGAAGCCUCGUCCUGUCUCCCAGCUGGUUGCUCAGCGGGUAGCGCCGCAGUUCGCCUCGCCCACGCUGCUGCCCAAGAAGGACAAGAAGGACAGAACGGACCAGGAGAAGAAUGACAAAGAGCCCACAGUGAAGAAGAACAACCACAAGAAGAUGAGGUAA